AAAGCAGAAAGUCAUGUGACACAGCAGCCGCAUGACAACUGAUAAGGAUGUUCCUCAAAAAAUGCUUUGAACGACAGAAAAGAUUAAUUAUAACUCGUUUUGCAAGGGAAAAAUGGUCCCAAACACGUUAGAACCUGGUAGUGGCGUUGUUCUAAUAGAAAAGCUGUGAAUGUGCUUGUGUGUGUGUGUGUGUGUGUGUGUGUGUGUGUGUGUGUGUGUGUGUGUGCACACACAAGCAUGUUUCCAGAAGGCUCAUUGUUUGUGACUCCAGUGCAGAGCUGACCAAAAUAGCAAUGUUUUUAGCAACUUGCUAAGAUAAAUUCUCAGAUUAAUUGCACACUGGGAACAAAUGGCAAGCACAAGGAAGAAGAAAGAAGCUAAUUCAGCAGCGUUUACAUUGUGUGUGGAGCCCGACAAUGACAGGCAGCAAGCUCAGGUUCCCGGUGUCAGAGUCGUGUCCCAGUCUAAAUGGCAAGGCUGGAUAAGGAAAAUAACUCUGCUAGUGCCCUACAUGUGGCCCCGGUCAAGCAUCCCGCUACAGGUUCUCGUGUUCCUGUGUAUCUGCCUCCUGGGCCUGGAGCGACUCAUCAACGUGCUAGUGCCUGUCUACAGCAAGAACAUAGUAAAUCAGUUAUCAGAAAAGGAGAGUUGGAGAAGCCUAGCAACCACUGUGUGUAUCUAUGUUCUUCUCAAGUUCCUACAGGGUGGGGGAGCAGGGACAUCAGGCUUUGUCAGUAACAUGCGUUCUUUCCUGUGGACGCGCGUUCAGCAGCACACCAGUCGCACAGUGCAGGUGGAGUUGUUUGCCCACCUGCAUGCCCUGUCUCUGCGCUGGCACCUGGGAAGAAAAACGGGUGACGUCCUGCGCAGCAUCGAUCGUGGCACGGCCUCCGUCAGCCACCUAUUAGACUACAUUGUAUUCACCAUGCUGCCAACUAUAGCUGACAUCAUCAUCGCCAUCAUUUAUUUUGUCUCUUAUUUUAACGCCUGGUUCGGUCUCAUCGUCUUUAUCUGCAUGUUCCUCUAUCUCACAUUGACUAUAAUCAUCACAGAGUGGAGAACCAAGUACAGACGUGAAAUGAACAUGCAGGAUAACAACGCCAAGUCUAAGGCAGUAGACUCACUUCUCAACUUUGAAACUGUAAAGUACUACAAUUCAGAGAAUUAUGAAGUCAGGCGCUUUGAGGAUGCUAUCUUAAAAUAUCAGACCUCAGAGUGGAAGACAAAUGCCUCUCUGGCCCUGCUAAAUCAAACCCAAAACUUGAUCAUAGGCGCUGGCCUGCUCGCUGGAUCUCUGCUCUGUGCAUACUUUGUCACAGUGGACCAGUUCCAGGUUGGGGACUAUGUUCUGUUUGGGACCUACAUUGUCCAGCUUUACAUGCCUCUCAACUGGUUCGGCACAUACUACAGGAUGAUCCAGGCUGCUUUUGUAGAUAUGGAGAACAUGCUUGAGCUCCUCACUGAAGAGAAGGAGGUGAAAGAUGAUAUGAAUGCAGUAGAUCUGCUUUGUACUGAAGGGAGAGUUGACUUCCGAAAUGUAUGUUUCAGGUACACUGCAGGGAAAGACAUUCUCAGAAAUAUAUCCUUCACAGUGAUGCCUGGACAAACUGUAGCACUGGUUGGACAGUCGGGGUCGGGCAAAAGCACCAUCAUCCGGCUGCUUUUCCGAUUUUAUGAUGUGCAAGAAGGCUCCAUCCUUGUUGAUGGUCAGGACAUCUCAAAGGUGAAACAGAGCACUCUCCGUUCUUACAUUGGGGUGGUCCCUCAGGAUACCGUUCUCUUUAAUGAUAACAUCCGGGAGAACAUCCGUUAUGGACGGAUCAGUGCCACUGACCAGGAAGUGGAAGAGGCUGCAUUGGCUGCUGACAUCCACCAUAAGAUCCUGUCCCUUCCAGAUGGAUAUGACACUCAGGUGGGCGAGAGGGGCCUCAAGCUAAGUGGGGGUGAGAAGCAGAGAGUGGCCAUCGCUCGCACCAUCCUCAAAGCCCCCAGAAUCAUCCUGCUGGACGAGGCCACUUCUGCUUUAGACACACAAACAGAGCGCAACAUCCAGGCCUCGCUUACCAGAGUGUGUGCCAGCAGGACGACUAUUGUGGUGGCACACAGGUUAUCCACUAUAAUUGCAUCGGACCUGAUUCUGGUUCUGCAUGAAGGCCAGAUUGUGGAGCGUGGAAGGCACGAGGAGCUGCUGGCCGUGCACGGACUGUACUCAGCCAUGUGGCAAAAACAGCAACAGCAACAGGAUCUAGAACCAAGUGCUUCCUCAGAUACAGAACCAAAUGAGCAGCAAGGUGGAGAAUGACUGAAGUCCAGGUAAAAGUGAAGGAGCCAAAGAUACAAAACAUGUCGAGUGGCCUUGGGCAGAAGAAAAUAUUCAAGGAAGUUUCUUGAUAAGCAUUUACUGCUUAACAGUUAUUGUGCCAAGCUGUUACUUUCUAGUUUAAAUCCUUAUAACAUGCUGACUGUAAAUGUGAAGACAUUUACAUUAAGAAAACACAAAACUGUACCAUGGCCGUGCUUUGAGAUCUGUGCAUUCUCAGGGAGCCUAUUUGAUUAUUUCAACUGGUGCCAUCAAUGGUGUACCUGUGAAUUGCCAGUGAGCAACCAUUUUACAUCUGUCUGCAAAAUUGACUUGUGAGAGGUGAGGUACAAUCUAGACAGGGAUUUGUUUGCCUUGUGGAAAGUAACUGAAGUACCUACAGUGUCACUAGAAAGUUUGUGAACCCUUUGCAAUUUUCUGUAUUUCUGCAUAAAUUUGACCUGAAAUGCGAUCUAAAGUCCUAAAACUAGAUGAAGAGAACCCUGUUCAACAAAUGACACAAAAACAUAUUAGUUUUUACAUUUAUUUGUUGAACAAACUUAUCCAACAUUAAAUAUCUCUGUUGGAAAAGGUAUGUGAACCUUUGCUUUCAGUAACUGGUGUGACCCCCUUGAGCAGCAACAACUUCAACCCCCAAACCAUGAUACUGCCACCCUAUGCUUCACGGUUGGGAUGAGGUUCUUAUGUUGGAAUGUAGUGUUUGUUUUUUGCCAAACAUAACGCUUUUCAUUUUAAAGAAAAAAGUUCUAUUUUGGAUUCAUCUGUCCACAGAACAUUCUUCCAGUAGGCGUCUUGCUUAUUGAUGUGGUCUGAAACUUCAGACAGGCAGCAAUGUUCUUUUUGGAGAGUAGUGGCUUCCUCCUUGCUAUCCUGCCAUGCGCCCAAUUCUUGUUCAGUGUUUGCUUGAUAGUAGGCUCAUGAACAUUGACAUUACUCAAUGCAAAAGUGGCCUGUAGGUCCUUAGAUGUUACCCUUGGGUUCUUUGUGACCUACCAUAAUAUUAUUCACCACACCCUCGGAGUGAUUAUUGUUGGACGACCACUACUGUGUAACAGUGGUGCUAAAUUUCCUCCAUUUGUAUAUCAUCUGCCUCACAGUGGAUUGGUGGAGGCCAAACUCUUUAGAAAUGGUUUUGUAACCUUUUCCAGCCUUGUGAACUCUUUUUUUUUUUUUUCUUUUUUUUUUUCUUUUUUUCCCCUGAGGUCCUCAGGAAUCUGCUUUGAUUAAGGCAUGGAACACUUCCAUAAACCUGUGUGGUGAAACCCAGACUUUGAUAGUGAAGACCCAAGUUUAUGUUCUUGGAACAUGGGAGGGUCUGCUAAACCCACGCCUGAUUGCCGUCCACUUGAUUGAAACUUCUGACUUCAAUUACCCCUUUAAAUGAGCUCAUACUCUAAGAGGUUAACAUACUUUUCCCAACAAAUAUUUAAUGUUGGACAAUUUUGCUCAAUAAAUAAAUGUAAAAACCGUAAUGGUUUUGCGUUAUUUGUUUAACUGGGUUCUCUUUAUCUAGUUUUAGGACUUAGAUGAAGAUUUUACUACAUUUCAUAUCAAAUUUAUGCAGAAAUACAGAAAAUUCUAAAGUGUUCACAAACUUUCCAGCAGCACUGUACUUUAAGGAGAUGAAUAGGAAAAAGGGACACGAUUAUUGAUUGACAGAAUUUAUAAGGAAAUCAGUGUUUUUAUAGACUUUGUUUUACUCAUGUUUGUCAAUGCUGCUGAUGUAAUAAAACUCAGAUGUAUUGUUUAUAAGACACUCAAUUGAAAUAAAUAC
This is a messenger RNA of Pangasianodon hypophthalmus (striped catfish), 4094 nucleotides long. It is a transcript of the gene abcb6b, whose product is annotated as ATP-binding cassette, sub-family B (MDR/TAP), member 6b. Gene Ontology annotation, molecular function: ATP binding; heme binding; ATP hydrolysis activity. The transcript is spliced from 18 exons. The record is from RefSeq and is a predicted model, not a curated record. Gene Ontology annotation, cellular component: membrane. NCBI's taxonomy places the organism in Eukaryota, Metazoa, Chordata, Actinopteri, Siluriformes, Pangasiidae. Gene Ontology annotation, biological process: transmembrane transport; heme transport. The coding region runs from base 350 to 2302 and encodes 650 amino acids.